Messenger RNA from Dictyostelium discoideum AX4, 3429 nucleotides. RefSeq lists its product as hypothetical. The coding region runs from base 1 to 3429 and encodes 1142 amino acids. The record is from RefSeq and is a predicted model, not a curated record. NCBI's taxonomy places the organism in Eukaryota, Evosea, Eumycetozoa, Dictyosteliales, Dictyosteliaceae. Gene Ontology annotation, molecular function: protein serine/threonine kinase activity; protein kinase activity; protein serine kinase activity. The transcript has 2 exons.
AUGGCAAAUAUAGCAGCACUUGAACCAUUUGUUGGAAAAGAAGAUCCAGUCGAAUUAUUUGAACUCAUUGAAGAGAUUGCAGAGGGUUCAUUUGGUACAGUUUAUAAAGGUAAACAUUUACCAACUGGAAAUAUAAUGGCGGUAAAAAUUAUUGCAUUAGACGAAGAUGAAACUUUUGAAGAUUUAGUUGUAGAGAUUGAUAUUUUAAAUAGAUGUAAUCAUAAUAAUAUUGUAAAAUAUUAUGGUAGUUGGGUUAAAGGUGAUGAAUUAUUUAUUGCAAUGGAAUGUUGUGGUGGUGGAUCAAUUACAGAGAUUUAUCAAGAAUUGAAUAUACCAUUAAAUGAGAGUCAAAUUGCAUAUGUUUGUCGUGAGACAUUGAAAGGAUUAGAGUAUUUACAUCAUACAAAUGUAAUUCAUAGGGAUUUAAAGGGAGCAAAUAUAUUAUUGACAGAGAGUGGUGAUGUGAAAUUGGCGGAUUUUGGUGUUAGUGGAUUGUUGGAUAAAAGUAGUAAGCGUAAUACAUUUAUUGGAACACCAUAUUGGAUGGCACCAGAGGUGAUAGAGAAUAGAAGUAAUCCCGUACCAUACGAUACGAAAGCAGAUAUUUGGUCGUUAGGUAUUACAUUGAUUGAAUUGGCAGAGGCAGAGCCACCAUUAUCAGAGAUUCAUCCAAUGAAAGUACUCUUUCAAAUACCUUAUCGUGAUCCACCAAAAUUAAAGAAUCAAGAGAACUACAGUAAAGAUUUCAUCAAUUUCAUUCAAUCUUGUUUACAAAAGGAUCCAAAUCAAAGAAAAACCGCAACGGAAUUAUUAAAACAUCCAUUCGUUACAAAUACCAAAGAAAAGGCAGUUUUGACUGAUUUAAUCACAAAAUAUAGAAAGUUUAGAGCUGCAGAAUUGGAAGAGGGUGGCGAUGAGGAUGAAGACUCUAGUGAACAAGAAGGUAUGGAUUCCGAUGAUAAAGAUAGUGAUUUAAAGAAAUCUGUUGGUACAUCUGAUAGAAAAUCAACAUUGAUUGCAAAUGGAUCAACUUCAUCAUUAUCACCACCAGCAUCACCAUCACAAAGAAAAUCAACUGGUCAAAAUUUACAAUUACCUCAAAUUAUUGAACAACAAUCAUCAUCAUCAUCAUCAUCAUCAUCAUCAUCAUUAUCAUCACAAUCAUUACAACCACAAGCAGUUAAUAAAUCAACUGAUAGAUUAUCAGCAAACAUUAAUGGUUCAAAUACUAAAAGUAAUACAAUUGAUAAGAAAACAACAGCAGCAGCAUCAGCAUCAGCAUCAUCACUUAAUUUAAGUACAGGUAAUUUACAACAAUCAUUAUCUGGUAGUGGUUCAAUUACAACCAAUAGUGGUGUUGGUAAUGGUACUAGUGGUAAACCAACAACCAAUGGUAAAUCUAGUGAUGAUAGAUCACCAGAUAUCAGAACCAAUAGAAAAGCAGGUAGACCAGUUACAAUUAGAAAAACAUUGGAAAAGAGAAAUGAUGCAGUUAAAAAGAUUGUCAAUGCUAAAUUGAUGAAACAACAAUUGAAAGAUAUAAAGAAACAACAACAAAAACAACAAGAAGAGGAAGAACAACUAUUAAAACAACAACAGAAAGAAAAGGACGAUCUAUUGAAACAAAAUGCAGCAAAAGCAACACAACAACAAAAACAAUCAGCAGCCAAAGAGGAGAAAAUUCAAAAACAACACAAAGUCGAGAAGGAAACUCUCUCAAGGCAACAAAAAGCAGAUAGAGAACAACUUCUCAAAAAGAAUCAAUCCGAUUGUAGUAAACAAAGAACCAAAGUGACCGAUCAACAAAAACAACAACAAAGAGAAUUCAAAGAUCAACAAAAACAACAACAAAAACAAAAGGAACACGAAUUUAAGGAUCAAAAUAAGGUACUUGAUAAAUCCACACCAAAGAAAUUGAGUAAACACAUUGCAAUCCAUCAAAAGGUCAUUAGAGAGCAAGAGAUUUGCGUACAGGAUUUGGUUUUCCAACAGAAACAAGACUUUCAAAAGUUGGUCGAUGACCAUCAAAAUGCAACCCAAAAUCUCUUCCUUGAGAAUAAACAACAGAGUGAACAAUUGUUUGCUUGGCAUACUCAACAGAAUCAACAAUUCCAAUUCCAACAACAAUGUCAAUUGGAAAACUAUCAAGAGUAUCACACAGUAUUACGUGAGAAUAUGAAUGCUGAACAUCAAUUGGCAAAGAGUCAAUUGGAACAUUCUCAUCUCAGUGAAACCAAUCAUCUCAAAGAGAGACAAGUUACAGAGACCGAACAACAUAUCAAACAAAUGACAACCGAACAAAGAAACUCUCUAAAAGAGUUUAAAUUGAAACAAACUCAAGACUUUAAAGAGUUUCUCAAUAAACUAAAGAAAGAGUUGAAAGAUGAAAAAGGCAAUAAGAAGCAAUUACAACAACAACAUAAAGAACAAAAGAAACAAUUCGAAUUGACUCUCUCCACACAAGAGGUAGAUUUCCAAAAGAAACAAGCACGUCAAAAAGAGGAGGAGGAUGAUAUCUUACUCACUCAUCAAAAGGAAUCAUUUAAAAGACUUCAAGAUAAACAACAAAAUAUCAUUCGUGAUAUUGAGGAACAUUGUAAACUACAAAGACAACAAUUUGAAACAGAAUACACUUUCAACGAGGAGGAGAUGUUGAUCGAACAUUAUAGACAAAAGAAAGCCCUAUUAAAACAACAACACUCUGAACAGAAACAAAUCUAUCAAGAACAAACUCAACUUCAAUAUCGUUUACUUCAAGAGCAACACAAAGAAUCACCAGCUCUUUUAACUGAUCAACAUUUGAAACAAAAAGAAUCCAUUGAGGAACAACAAAAAGAGAGAUUAACUCUUCAACAAGAGGAACAUCGUAUUCAACAAGAAUCACUCAAAAAACAAGAACAGAAAAAGAAAGGUUCCGUCACUGACUUACCUGCUUCAUUGGCAUCCAUGCAAUUGGAACAAUCCAAACAACUUCAAUUACUCUCCGAACAACUCCAAGCUGAAUUGGCAACCAUGUUUGAAAGACAUACCAAGGAAACUCAAUCUCUUCAAGCAGAGUUGGCAAAGGCUCAAGAGAAACUUCAAUCUGAUCAACAAAAAUUACUUCAUGAUCUCACUGAAGAACAAAAGAAAUCGAAAUUAAAAUUAAAAUCUGAAUCACCAUCUUGUAAAGAGAAUCCAUUACAUAUGAAAAAGAAAUCAACUGGUACAACUCCACCCUCAACAAGUUCAAAUCAAAAAACUUUAAAUAAUUCAAAUGGUGCUUCUUCCAAUGGUCAUCAUCAUCAUCAUCAUCAAAGCGCUGGUGUAGGUGGUAGUGGUGGUACCAUUAGUAGUUCUCAUAAUACCCCUGUAUUACCUCAUAAUAUGAAACAUCAAAGAUCUUUUUCAACUAGUUUACCUUCUUUUAAAUUUGAUAAUCAAGAUUAA